AUGUCGCUCAAAGAACUCAAGGAACAAUUCGUCUCCGACUUGACGGGUGGCUCUAUGUCAGAAAUAUAUAGCGUGACGGGAAUUGCACUAGCUAGCGUGUUUCUGCAUACAUUAGUUACCCAAUGGUUGAUUCCUCAGCUUUCCAUCCUCCAGAACCAACCAAUUCCAUUUCUCGUGGAUUUCUAUUACUCCGUGGUGCUUCAAUUGCAGGCUCUAACCAUUUUCAGUGAUAGAACUACCCUCCUUUAUGCCUAUGCCCUUGCUGGAGGGUUACUUCUGUUUGUGGUACGGGUAUUCGGGCCACAAUCCAACAAGAAAUCUGCAAAAAACCGUUCUUCCAAAUCUCAGAAUGAGGCUAAACUCAAAAAGUCCGAUGAUCUUCUCGGCAUUGUGCCCUUCAUUACUGCUUACCGAUCACAGAUGAUCGUCAUCACCAAUUUGGCAAUUCUCGCUGUCGAUUUCCAUAUUUUCCCACGUCGUUUCGCAAAGGUUGAAACUUGGGGAACUUCGUUAAUGGAUCUCGGUGUAGGUCUGUUUGUUUUUUCUAUGGGUCUAGCCAACUCCCGUGCCGUAAUCAAGAAAAGCAUCUCCAAGGGUACAAAGACGGACUCGUAUUUUGCUCUAGUUGGUAGAAGCACCAUGAAGGCAUUACCAGUACUCGCAUUGGGACUCAUCAGGCUUGUGAGUGUGAAAUCGUUGGAAUAUCAGGAGCAUGUCACCGAGUAUGGUGUCCACUGGAACUUUUUUAUGACAUUGGGGAUUCUACCAAUUUUCAUGGGAAUCUUGGACCCAAUCCUAGAGGCCGUGCCUCGUUUUUUCGUGGGCUUGGGCCUUGCAGCUCUGUAUGAGGUCCUCUUGCAGAAAUUCGGGGUCUCUCAGUUCAUUCUUGAUGAAACUAAUCGUUCCACAAAUUUGUUCACUAUGAACAAAGAGGGAGUAUUCUCAUUUUUGGGAUACCUGAGUAUUUUUAUUUUGGGACAAUCCUUCGGUUCAUUCGUGCUUACCCUGAGAAAGACACCCAACAAUCUUUUGGGAAUGAACUUCGGAAAGCGUCCAUAUGCUUUUCUCACAGUGUCACCAAGACAAGGCCUUGCUAUAAUGACCAUUGUGUCAUGGUCUCUCUUCAUGUGGGCGCGCGAGUCUGUACUUGUCGGCAGUGUUUCAAGACGCUUGGCCAAUCUAGCAUAUGUCUUAAUGGUUCUCAGCUUCAACUCGAUCUUCUUAUUGGGAUACAGUUUGCUCGAAGACGUUCUUGGUGCUGCUGACCUGGACAUUUUAGGUGCCAUCAACCAAAACGGCUUGGCGGUGUUCCUUCUCGCUAACCUCUGCACUGGAAUGAUCAACAUGUCCAUCAACACAUUAGAUGCUAGCCGCGGAAUGUCGUAUGCAAUUUUGAUAUUUUACCUGUUGGCGUGGGUUCUCGUAGCCAAAAUUUUGGCACACUAUAAGAUCUUCAUUCGUUUAUGA
Molecule: messenger RNA, 1467 nt
Organism: Australozyma saopauloensis
Lineage: Eukaryota; Fungi; Ascomycota; Pichiomycetes; Serinales; Metschnikowiaceae
Gene: GWT1
Product: glucosaminyl-phosphotidylinositol O-acyltransferase
Exons: 1
Coding region: 1-1467 (488 amino acids)
Biological process (GO): protein localization to plasma membrane; GPI anchor biosynthetic process
Cellular component (GO): endoplasmic reticulum; membrane
Molecular function (GO): glucosaminyl-phosphatidylinositol O-acyltransferase activity
Source: RefSeq, a predicted model, not a curated record